AUGGCAACUGAUUAGUAUCCUUUGGCCGUAUUGUAAAUUGGUUGGUAAUUUUUGUAGCGUAAUUCGGGCGUGUGCUUCAUUUGCGCGUAAACUGAAAGAAACUGGCCAUUUAUUCUCGAGACUGCCGCCCAAGAGCGUAUUUACCGCUUUAUUUUGUAGUGACGAAUGAUGGUAACGUGUUUUCUACCACACCCUUGACUGGCACUGGGAUCGUUUGCAUGUUUAUUGGUUCGGCCGUGUUCCUGGUUGGUUGUAUCCCGUCGCGAGUGUCUAUUCCUCCUGAGCGUGGAGUAUUAGUGUAAAUGUUAGCUAAGUUAAUGGUGUGCAGUGCUUAACCGUAUUUUUUGGACGUGAUUGAUAUUGAUGGGCUGUGUAUACGAGGAUCAGGCGGCUAGGAAGCCGCAUCAGUGGUGUCUCGAUUUCUGGAGGGUCUACGUUAAAAUCCGCCACACUGGAACUGAUGGAAUUGGAGAAUAUUGUCGCCAACACUGUUUACUUGAAAGCCAGAGAGGGUGGUUCCGAUAGCAACAAGGGCAAGAGCAAGAAGUGGCGGAAGAUCCUACAGUUCCCACACAUAUCACAAUGUUUAGAUAUAAAAACAAAAAUAGAUGUAGGUUACGACUACGUAGUAGACCAGCAGCCGAUCGGCAAACUCCUGUUCCGGCAGUUUUGUGAGAACAGGCCUCAGUACCACAAGUACAACAGCUUUCUCGAUGCGACGGAGAAGUAUGAGGUGGAAGUGGACGAAUCGCGAACAGCGCUCGCGGGCGAAGUGUUCGCGAGGUUCCUGACCGAUGAUGCAGACGCUGUGACCGACGUGCUCAGCUCCAGGGUCAUUGAAGAGGCCAAGAGUUCCUUAGAAGGCGGCUCCAAAGACAUAUUCGCGGAAUGCAUCAGAUGCGUGAAGAGUUUCCUCGCCGGCACUCCGUUUGCGGAGUUCGAGCGUUCGAUGUACUUCCACCGGUACUUGCAGUGGAAGUGGCUCGAGGCGCAGCCGGUCACCCAGCACACGUUCCGGAUGUACCGAGUGCUUGGCAAGGGCGGGUUUGGCGAGGUGUGCGCGUGUCAGGUGCGAGCGACAGGCAAGAUGUACGCGUGUAAGAAAUUAGAAAAGAAAAGGAUAAAAAAACGCAAGGGAGAGGCGAUGGUGCUCAUCGAGAAGCAGAUCUUGCAGAGGAUAAACUCGCGGUUCGUGGUUAACUUGGCGUACGCGUACGAAACGAAGGACGCCUUGUGUCUCGUUCUCACUAUUAUGAACGGUGGUGACCUGAAGUUCCACAUCUACAACAUGUGCGGGGCGGACACGGGCUUGGGCCUAGAACGGGCGAGGUUCUACGCGGCUCAAGUGGCGUGUGGCUUGGAGCAUUUGCACAAAAUGGGCAUCGUUUAUAGGGACUGCAAGCCGGAGAACAUAUUACUAGAUGACGCGGGUCACGUGCGGAUAUCAGACUUGGGGCUCGCGGUCGACGUGCCCGAGGGGGGCAGCGUGCGCGGCCGCGUGGGCACUGUGGGCUACAUGGCACCGGAGGUGAUAGACAACGAACGCUACACGUUCAGCCCGGAUUGGUUCUCGUUCGGUUGUCUCGUGUUCGAGAUGAUCGAGGGCCGGGCGCCGUUCCGGGCGCGCAAGGAGAAGGUCAAACGGGAAGAGGUCGACCGCAGAGUCAAGCACGAACAGGAGAAGUACUCGCACAAGUUCAGCGAGUGCGCGCGGUCGCUGUGCGCGGCGCUGCUGGCCAAGAGCGCAGCGUCGCGGCUUGGCUGCGGCGGCGGACGACGCGGCGCGACGCUGGUGAAGGCGCACCGCUUCUUCUCGCAGCUCAACUGGGCGCGCCUCGAGGCAGGCAUGGUCGCCGCGCCCUUCGUGCCCGACCCGCACGCAGUAUACGCGAAGGACGUGCUCGACAUAGAGCAGUUCUCGACCGUGAAGGGCGUGAACCUGGACGCGGGCGACGACACCUUCUACGGGAAGUUCAACACGGGCUCCGUCAGCAUCCCGUGGCAGGCCGAGAUGAUCGAGACCGGCUGCUUCGCUGAGCUCAACGUGUUCGCCAGAGGUGAGGACGGCAAGGAAGCGCCCACAAAUGACCUCCAGCUGACAGCAGACGCGCCGUCGCCGGAAGAACACAACGGGUGCUUCACGUUCGCGAGACGGACGCUAUGUCCCCAAAAGAAAGUCCCGGCCCGGUUACGUCCCGUGCCGGUCCCGGAACACCUGCUGCAGCCCGCGGCCCCCAACACCACCAGCUGACCGGAACUAGACAAGGACUGCAAGUAGGAUCAUACACGCGAUAUUGAUUUUGUUGUUGUGGUGGAGGCUUCUGCAGGGUGACUUCAUACAUCGACAUGAUUCUGUCUACAUGUUCAGUCCACGACACUGAACGACUUAUAUUUAAACUAUCGCUGGUUAAGAGAUCCCUUCAUAGGAUAAAUCCGCCAUUGUAUUUAUUAUUUCUUGUUAUGUAUGUACAUUUAAUAAGUGUUCUUUGUACAAUAAAAACAUUUCAUACGGGAGCAACCCCGAAAUCGCGUAAAUAUGACGUUGCUGAUCCAUUUCCAUUUUAGAUAAAGAAAUAUGAAAAGUUUGUUUAUAAUAUAUUUGUUGUACAAAGAGCACGUCAUGUUAAAAGUUACAUAACAAGGAGGUAAAUAAAAAUAAGAAUUUUAUUUAUUUUUCUUCACAAAAAAGUACAUGUAUUUUAUGCAAUCAUUGGAACUUAUGCUAGUUAUGGUAUUUUGUGAAAACUGGUGCUUGAAAUAGACAAAAACAGCCUGUCAUACAAGACACCAGGCCCCACCUCCAAAAUAGUAUUUUUCACUUACAUAGCAGAUAAAAAAGAAACAGCGUAUUUAAUUGUGUAUUAAAACUAAAUAAAAAUGAAGAAAUUUAUUGUUAGUAUAAAUAUAAUGAUAUCCAUAAUAGUAAAUAAUGUAUAAUAUACAUAGGUAUAUAAAAAGAUAGGUUUUCUAAUCAAAAAUGUGGAAAAUAAAGUGCGGAUUUAUCCUAUGAAGGGAAAAACUCCUUUAAUUCAACCAGCGAUAGUUGAAAUAUAUAUAUUUAGCUGUUCAGUGUCUAAUAACUAAGCAUGUAGACAAAAUAAUGCCAAUGUAUAAAAAGUCAUUGUGUACAUGGAGAGGGCUAUUUGGGUCAUACGAAAAAAAAAAAAAGCCAAAUAUGAUGUGUCCAAUGUUACCGAGUUGAUUGGUGGAUAAAAUCAUCAAUAUAAGAAGUUAUUUGUAAGACAGCCAACGUUAAAAUUACUAUAGUAAACUGAUAUUUAAUUUAUGUGAAGAUUUGAAGUUUUUGUAUACAGGGUUACACGUUAAACACAGGCUAGAUAUUUUUUUUUAAUAUGCUCAUAUCGAAUCAAUUUCUACAAUACUCUAGAAAUGUUGUUGUUUAUAAUGUUAGCUAUCAAGUCCUGUAAGGUUACUUGUAACUCUGUAUAUAGCAAAGGUACUGGAAAAAAUAUAGGGCAAUUUUUGGCUAUGCCAUACAUUUUUUACCGGUUCCCUUUCAGUUCAUAUAAAUUAUUUUGAUCAAAUUUGACCAGGUAAUAGUGAGCUAGACUCUUUGAAGAACGCGCAUUUGAUUUAUUUAUGACGAGAUUUCUAUGUAUGUAGUGUAUAGUGGCUUACUUACUUCCUAGUGUAUAGUGAGUAAGAACGUGUUUUUAAGACAGCAUUAUGUGUUGAUAAGAACAAUAGAAAGAUUUAUCAUAUAUAAUUUAUACAAUGUGACAUGUUUGAAUGAUAUUUGUUUACAUAGGGGAUGAGAACUGGGAAAAUCUAAACGCAACCAAAAAAUAAAAUAUAAAUAAUUACAUCAAUUGAUUUUUGAAAACCAUUCAGUUUCAUUCAUUCAGUUCGAAAAACCACUGAUUUAUAAUAUGACAAUUUUUAUGUUUAUAAAGAAAAUACUAAAAUAGCACAUUUAUAAAAUAAAAAAAAUAUUACAGUCUAUAUGCAAAAUCAAUGGUAAUUUAUAUUUUUUGAAAUAGGAAUAAAAUUAGCAGGAAAGACAGAGAUAUAGAAUGGAGAAGUUACGUAGGAAAAUCAUAAUACCAAAAGACGUAUGUGAUUUUGAAGUCGCAAAAUUAUUGACAUCAAAAAUCAUGUAGACAUUUUUUUAUAUGUUUUUUUUGUAUAACUACACGUUUAUAUACAGGUAUAUCAAUGACACUUUUGCUAUUAGUGUUAUAUAUAGAUAGAUAAAUGCAAUGUAGUACAAUAGGCGCAAUAUAAAUGCAAUGUUUUUUGUGUAUAACUGUACAGAGAGACUGACGCUUGACUAUACAUGUGUGGUUUUGUUUCUGGGGUAUGUUCAAGGAUUUUAUUACUUUUGCAUCGGUUAAUUUUUCAAACCUAAAUAAUAAAAGUUAAUUUUCAUUUCUCUUUGAAAAAUGUCUAUAUUUCUUCAGAUUUCUAUUGUAUACGUAUUAUUGAGCAGCAUAAGAAUAAUUUUAAACAAUAUUUAAAUCCAAAUGCACUUUCUUUACCUGUAAAUAUUUCGCGAUUUUUUUAAUUUUACAUCUAAAAAAAAACCAUAUUUUUGAACAAGAAAGCAUUUUUUGUACAGUAUUAUGAUGUAUUUUAUAUGAUAAUGACGCGGCCACUGCAUUUCAUAUGUCGAGAUCAUGAACAAUUUAGUUUUAAGACACAGUAUAGCCUUCACUCAAGUUUCUUACUAGAGAGAGAGAGAGAGGUAAUAUAAAAAUUAUACUAGUUUUUUAUACACAGUAUGUUUUGUUUUAGAAGAUGAACUACUAGAUUUUCGCCAAAACAUAUUAAAUAUAUAAAAAAUGCGUUACGUAUAUUUCGACUGAAUUGAGUUUUUGUUUCUAAUAUAGUGGGCCAUACAUCUCAUAGCAUAACAAAAUUAUAUUACCUUCUAUAAUAAUAAUAAGAACUUCCAAAACAAGAUUGCUUAUUUUUAUCGACAGUGUAGUCGUGUUGUGCGGCCCACUGUACAUAGACGACAAUUUGUAUAUUUUUGUAAAUAGUAUUGAACGAUUCGAAAGAAAAAACUAAUUUAAGUUAAUAAACUAUAUAAUGAAAUUCCAGAAACACUUCGCCAGAAUUUAUAAUGAUAUUAUAUUUUAUUUUGCUAUUUACGUAUAUUGUAUUCAACUCACUUACUGACCAAGGAAUAAUUGAAAACAAAAUCGCAUUUAUUUAUCAUUUCAUACUGUAAAUGAAACUGUGGUGAUUACGAAGCCAGCACUAUUAAGAACUUUUUGAUGCAAAAUACAUAUAUUGCUAUCUCUUUCGUCUGCGGUCCGACCUCUCUUUCCUAUGCAUUGCGAAUUAUAGUUAUACCUUUCACCGCGCAAGGAGAGCUCAUGCUAAAUAAAGAGAUGCAAUAUUUGUACUUUGCACACGAAAGAAUGACAAUUUGUAUAAUUAACUUUAAAAAUGGAUGUUGUAAAAUAUAUAUAUAUAUAAUAUAAUUCGAUAUGCAGCGGUGUAUGUCUGUAUUUCGUGCUUUUACCAAAUUACUUCAAAUCAAAAGUUUGUUAAAAUAAAAGGAAAAAUGCAGCUGUAUCCGCUUUACCAAUAAAAUGACUGACAUACAUUUAUUAUAAUUUUUGUUUAUCUAUGAUUUAAUUUUAGCGUCUCUGAACCUACCAUAAAUUAUGAAUAUACCUGGUUUUCUCAUCUAAUUGGUUGUACGUUUAAAAAGUGUGUCAUUUUUUUGGUAAGUAAUGCUUUAUUUGUAACGAGUAUUUUCAAUUAAUUCUGUAAUAUUGUGGAAAUGCUUAUAUUUUUCUGAGUAGGCAAAAGUGUAUUAAAAGUACCAAAAGCAUGGAUACAUACAUUUUUAUAAUCGAGCAAUAAUGUGGAAACGAAUUUUCUGUGUAUCCUUUGUCUAUGAUAUUUAAUAAAAUCUAUGUAAUUUGUGGUUUUGGCCGAUCAUUUUAAAUCAUAUUAUUCUGGUCUGAUGUAAAUUUGUGUACGUACGUAGGUUGGUAUUUGUAAAUGUAGGCACCGCACAAGUCCGCAAUAUUUUGACGCCAUGUUUUGUACAUUGCCAGUAUAAAAAAAUAUACUUCCAUAUUAUAUUAGUGUGUAAGUAUUAUUAAUGCAUUUUGAUGUGUACCUACCUUUAUAGUGUAUUGUAAUAUUUCAAAAGUCUAAAACAAUGUAAUUUUUAGCCUUGCGGUGUUUUUUGAAGGGGUAAUUUGUGUAAGAUAGUAUUAUGAUCAUUUUUGAAUUUUUUCUUUGCAGCCAAAUACAAAAACACCGAUACAGCUAUCGGUGUUUUUCUUCAAUAGUUUUUUCUCGUCCAUUCCAAAUUCAAAUUGCCAAUAAAUUAAUAUGGUGUUCGCAAUUCAAAUGGACGAAGUGAUUAUAUCGAAUACCUAAUAUUUAGAAAUGCUAUAAUACAGGGGUUUUAAGUUUUUAUAAUCGUAUUAUUCAUAAAAAAGUAAAAUAGGAUCUCGAUCUGUGAACGUCAAAGAUUGUUAAAUAUAUAUUAACAAAAGUAACUUUUUUAUGAAUAGUAAAGCAAGUUCUGAAACAUUUUCUUAGGACUGUAUUAUAAAAAAAAAACAAACCACAGAAUAUUAUUAUUUUCUCCUUUUUUCAUACUCUUUCUUUUUCUGUAUAACGUUUCCUCUAAAUUAUUGUUUAUUGUUAUGUAAAUAUAAUCAAAGUUCGAUUAACAUUACAAUCAUUACAAAAAGUCGAAUAUUCACUCUACAUUACUUCUCGUGCCUAAUGUAUUACGAUGUUCCCGAAUAGUUUUGUACAAAAUGGAAUAUUUUUAACAUGACAAACAUGAUGACAUAUUUACAGUGAAUAUUUGAUUUGGCUAAAUUUUGGAGGCAUCGCUUUUUUAUUCAUAUCUCAAUGAAGGAUGUAACGCAAUUUAAUUUGUAUAUUGCUCUCUGCGUUGCCGAUCGAUAGUCUUUCAAUAGACAAUCGAUAGUUGAAGCAAAAGUAUCGACAGGCUAUCGAAAGCCCAAAAGGAGGUAAUUUUAUUAAUAGUUUCUUUUAUUUACGAGAAAUGAAUGCUACUGAUAAAGACUAUCGAUAGUAUAAAAUAAAUAUGCAAUAGAAUUGAUACUGUCGCUACCUGAUUUUAUGCUAUCGACAAUUAAUAUGAUCGAAAUUAUCGAUAUAUUAACGUUAAUUUUUAGCCUCAGUCGUAACGGAAAAAACGUUGUCGUAGAGAGAAUUGUAUCUUAAUAACAAAAUUCCUGUCGCCUCAACAGAUACGAAUAAAAAGCAAUGGUUCUAAGGACAGUAAAGUGUUUCUAAGAUGUAAAUGUGUUGAAUUUGGUGCAUUUGAGCGUGCUCAACGUCAAGAGCUCAAAAUGUAAAUUUUUUUAAGUGUACCACGUUGUUAAAGAGUGUACAGUGGCGAUUCGGGGGUAAUAUUACGCCGGGUUCCCACUGUCGGUAAACAGUUCGCCAAAUUCAAAUUUUGCUGUUUCGACGUACAUUGUUGGUUUUUCAUUGCGAUAAAUAAAAGCUCUUAUACAAACUACGCAAUGUUCGCGCAUUCGCGUCUGUAUGUCUGAGUUCGGCGACAGCGUGGAGCCGGUAUAAGCUAUUUUUAGAACUGAAAGGCAAUUUUUCACGUAAAAUUUAUAAGAUGUUACUAUCUUUCGCUCGCGUCUUCACUCGUGUGAAUUUCAGUAAUUAGUACCCUGUCCUUUUCCGUAAUGUUAACUAUUUGUGUGCGGAAAUUCAAGAUGAUUGUCUGGAAAUCGCCUUAAGGCAUAAGACAUGACUUAUAGACUACCGCCAUCUAGCGGUAGUCAUAUUUACACAUUAUCGAACUGAAUGGACAAGUUUUAAGUCGUUCUUAGCUGCAGGUAAAUUGUUGUUAUAGUAGAUUGAUAUCUAAUUUGUAAUAAUCUAUCAAUGCAAUUUUAAAAUGCAAUUUAUUAUUUUGUAAAAGAAAUGCGUCACUAGUUAUAGCAUAAUGACAUUUUAUCAAAGCGUCAUUGUGGCAAAAUGUCAUUCUUGAGAAAUGUUUUUAGUGUUAAAAAUUUAUAUUGUCUUUCAACCUGUCGAGGUUGGCAUAAUUAUCAUUUGGCUAAAACAUGUUGCCAUCAACUUUAAUAGUAAAUUUGUAAAUAGAGAUCGUGACUGAUUUUUUCACAAUACAAAAUAAUUUUGUUCUUCGCCAAUAUUAAUUAAUAAAUAUUUGUUGAUAAUUAACCCCGGAUCGUCGAUUCCGCAAUCGCAGAAACUAAUAUAUGUUUUAAGCGUUUAAUAGAGUAACUUGUCACCGAAUUUUGUAUGAAUUUACAUUGUGCGUUAUAUAUUAUUUAUUAUAUACGAUCAUACCUGUAUUAUACUCACUCGAGGCAUUUUCGAUAUGUGUAUUGUGCGACUGGGCUUUUGAAUAUAUUGUUGAAGUUUUAAUAAACGAAUUUCAGUAUUUUAAAGUCUCUUAAGAUUUGACACAAAAUGCAUAAACAUUUUUUUUUUAUUAAAUAGACGAUUAACGGUUAAUAGGAGUCGGGUUAAGAGUAUUUUUCACAACACUUGCCCGAAAUAUUAUGGUAAUUGUGUUUGAAUACGUUUUACUUGUCUUCAAGUGUAUUGAUAAACGUCUUGUGACCAAGAGACUUAUAUGCUAACUGGAAUGAUUACGAAUGACAAAUGUCAAAAUAAUGACAUUGAAAACUGGACCUAUUUGCUUUGUUAUAAAGAUCACAUUUCCACAAUGUCCGCGUGCCAAUACCUAAAGUUUCUGAAAUUGGGCACGAAAUUUGUAGCUAUCCCUUUCUGGCAAACUGUUAAUGUCGUAUGCAAGAAAAAAAUGUCUACAAAUUUUAAAACUAAGUUUAAGAAUGGCUUUGCUUAUUCGUAAGCAUUCUAGUUUAGUAUUACAAAUUCUUUGACAUACGUUUGCAUUGAUCACAUAUUUUAUGAUAAUUCCCACCUCAUAUGUGAUGACUUUUGGACCCUCGCAUCAUAAUGUAUUCUUACAGUUGCGCAUGUCCGAAUACUCUUUGUACAAUCAAGAGCAUAUCAAGUUGCCUUGUAUGAACCUCUAUAUCGCGGUAAUAGCGGCGAGUUUGCAAUGAAUUUACGUAGGUUAAUGUGCUGACUGUACAUGAAAUACAUUAUUAUGUUUUCAUUUAAAUUUAAUCAUAAUUUUUCGUCAAAGAAUCUACGUAUGGAAAACUUUGACAAUGUAUUUAAACAACACACGCGUAGAGACUGUUCAAUCUAAUAAUUAAUUUGUCCAAUUUAUUAUAAAAAAUAUUGACUAAAGAUAAAUCAACAGUCAUACUCAGAUGUUACAAUGUAUAGAAUAACUCCAUACUAUAAUAUGUGGCUGUCCAAAUCGAAAGGGGCCUUUUGGCGCCCGGUACUUACGCCACUAUUGCCGUUGUCAAUAAAGGCAUCGGCAAUAAAGACAUAAGUGCCAGCCGCUAUAAGGCCCCUUUUUGAUUUGGACGUCCACAUAUAUGGGCUUCCGCUGCAUCGAGCUGGGUAUCAGCGGACCAUCUGACGUGCCAAAGAGAGAACGGAUCCAUCACGGGUCGUGUGUUUCUGUCACACCCAAGAUAUGCGAAUGAGCCAAUUCGAAACAGCGGACACCCUAAAUAUCUUUCUAAUAAUAUAAAUGCGAAAGUUUGUAGGAUGGUAUGUUAUGGACGGAUUGUUAUGAAAUUUAGUACACGGGAAUAUAAUCUGGGUACUUUACUAACAUAUGGGGUACUUUUUAUCUCGAAAUUCCCACAAACAAUCCGUUUAACAAAUCCUUAACUUUUUAUGCACCUGUUUUACUGUUCAAACCUUGUAUUCAAUAAGCAACAUUGAUGCGCGAAUAAUUUUCCUAUUAUUUACAAGAGCGAGAUGCACGAUUUGUUAUUGCAUAGUGCGCGAAUCCACCAAUCUAGUUCUUUUGUUUUGUUGCCAACAUUACGAAAGAGAUAGCAAUAGUAUUUAAUAAAUAAUUUAAUAUAUAACUGAAAUGGUGCCCGUAAACGUUCUAAGUACGAUAGCAUAUGUCGCUCAGUAGAUAUGAGGUUUUACCUUCACGGCACAAGAGAAAUAAUUUGUAAUAUUUAAUAGUAUGGCUUGUAUACGUUCUACAUGAUGUGACGUCACUAUAAAUUUACUAUUGCUGGCUGUAUGUAUACUAUUGGCAAAUAUUUUGCCGAACUUUGAUGGUUUUGACGUGCAUUGUUGGUUUACUACGCAAUGUACUUUGAUCACAGAUAUAAGAACAUAUGUUAUAUAUAAGAAGAUAUGUUCUAUCUGUGACUAUUGAUUCAAAUUGGCAUCCGUGUGAGUUCGGCGAUAGUGUUUCAACGAAGGUAUAAAAAAACAAAGUACAGUCUAUCUAUAGAGUAGAAAACAAAUGAGGCUGUGUGCUCUUAGCUGGCAACACUAGGUGUUCAUCAACCAAUCUUGAACAUUGUAUUGCUAUGACAUAAAAUGAAAAAUGUGGUCGAAAAUCAGUUUUCUACUAAUAUUAGUUUGGACAUGUCUCUACAAAUGACUUUUAUGUAUGUAUGUACUUGAGUUACGCUGUGACCGCGCUGUAACUAGCUUAUGGUAGUGCGAUAGCUGCCGGCUGUAGCAGUAUUGAUGCAAAUAUUAUUAUUUAUAAGUAUUCCUAAUAAAUUGACUCCGAUAUAGAU
This is a messenger RNA of Plodia interpunctella (Indianmeal moth), 10616 nucleotides long. RefSeq names its product G protein-coupled receptor kinase 2 (gene Gprk2). The record is from RefSeq and is a predicted model, not a curated record. Lineage: Eukaryota; Metazoa; Arthropoda; Insecta; Lepidoptera; Pyralidae. The coding region runs from base 461 to 2251 and encodes 596 amino acids. Gene Ontology annotation, cellular component: cytoplasm. The transcript is spliced from 13 exons. Gene Ontology annotation, biological process: protein phosphorylation; regulation of signal transduction; signal transduction. Gene Ontology annotation, molecular function: ATP binding; G protein-coupled receptor kinase activity.